This is a messenger RNA of Oncorhynchus nerka (sockeye salmon), 1463 nucleotides long. RefSeq names its product UV excision repair protein RAD23 homolog B-like. Gene Ontology annotation, cellular component: nucleoplasm; cytosol. Gene Ontology annotation, molecular function: damaged DNA binding; proteasome binding; polyubiquitin modification-dependent protein binding. The record is from RefSeq and is a predicted model, not a curated record. The transcript is spliced from 10 exons. NCBI's taxonomy places the organism in Eukaryota, Metazoa, Chordata, Actinopteri, Salmoniformes, Salmonidae. Bases 95 to 1264 code for a protein of 389 amino acids. Gene Ontology annotation, biological process: proteasome-mediated ubiquitin-dependent protein catabolic process; nucleotide-excision repair.
GCUAGCGAAAAUAGCAUCAAAUCUAACUACACCUUCGGAAAGAGUACGGGGUGAAACAAGUUAAGAAACCUAAGCUAAAUUGCUCGCCGCCAAAAUGCAGAUAACAUUAAAAACUCUCCAACAGCAGACAUUUAAAAUCGACAUAGACGCAGAGGAGACGGUAAAAACCUUAAAGGAAAAAAUUGAGAAUGAGAAGGGAAAAGAUGGUUUUCCUGUUGCUGGACAAAAGUUGAUAUAUGCAGGGAAAAUCCUAAAUGAUGACACAGCCCUCAAGGAGUAUAAGAUUGAUGAGAAGAACUUUGUGGUCGUCAUGGUGGCAAAGCCUAAAGCAGCCCCAGCAGCUGCCCAGCCUUCCAGUGCUACCACAACCACCACCUCCAGCACUACAGUCCCCACAGUACCCGCUGCUGCCUUGUCAGGCUCCGAUAACCCACCCGAGGGGGGCAAACCAGAGGACAAACCAGCUGAGGAGAGGCCCUCCAACACCUCAGCCCCAGCAUCAACUCCAACCAGUUCGUCUGGUCUCUUGGCCAAUGUGAACAUGUUCGAGGAGGCAACUUCUGCUCUAGUGACAGGCCAAUCAUAUGAGAACAUGGUGACCGAGAUGAUGCUGAUGGGCUAUGAGAGGGAGCAGGUGGUGGCAUCACUCCGAGCCAGCUUCAACAACCCAGACAGAGCUGUGGAGUACCUGCUUACAGGGAUCCCAGCUGGGGAGGAGGGCCAUGUAAGUGCUGACCCAGUGGUGCCCCCUGUGGGUGGAGGAACUCCAGCUCUGAACACAGGCAGUAUGACCACCCCAGCCAGCACAGGCUCCCUAGCCAGCGCUGCAACAGGAGCCAACCCUCUGGGGUUCCUGGUUAACCAGCCCCAGUUUCUCCAGAUGAGACAGAUCAUCCAGCAGAACCCCUCUCUGCUCCCUGCCUUACUACAGCAGAUAGGGAGGGAGAACCCCCAGCUUCUGCAACAAAUCAGCAGCCACCAAGAGCAGUUCAUCCAGAUGCUGAACGAGCCAGCCCAGGAGGGGGGUCAGGGAGGAGGAGGAGGGGGAGUAGGUGGUGGAGGAGGUGUUGGAGUGGGGGUCGGUGGGGAGGCUGGAAGUGGCAUGAACUAUAUUCAGGUCACACCCCAGGAGAAGGAGGCCAUUGAGAGGCUAAAAGCCCUAGGAUUCCCUGAAGGACUUGUUAUACAGGCCUACUUUGCCUGUGAGAAGAAUGAGAACUUGGCUGCUAACUUCCUUUUACAACAGAAUUUUGACGACGACUAAAAAGGGAGCCAUGGUAGUCAUUUCGGUCCUUAUUUUUUUUCUCUACUUUUUGAUUGAUCAAUAUUGGAUGAGCAUAAAUAAAACAUGGCCUUCGCAUUUUCCCAAAUUUUACUACAAAUACAUGAUACGUAUUUUUUUGUGAAAUAAAAGCUGUUACUCUGAUCACCUUAAUUGAGUAAAAGAUACUUGGUUCAUCAGA